CCUGAAACAGCUGGUAGCUGGUAAUUUCAAGAUGGUCAUAGAUGGUUUUUACACCAGGAACUGCAACCCUGGUCCCGGGUAGCCGCAGCUGCUGGGUCUCGCUGUUGUUACUCUGCCUUGUUACUUGGGUGUGAAUUUUAAGCUUUUCAGGUCACUGCGAGAGGCGGAGCUGCGCGAUUGGUCGGCUACAGUGCUGGGGCUGUCCCGGUAAAAACCUCCACCCCCGCGGCCAGCAACACUUCCACUGCAAUCUCACCUCAUCCUGCGGGACUGCUGGAGGUCUGCGGCCAAAACAUGCACAAUCGCGGGGUUUUGGGCAUCAUGGGACUGGUCUGGAUUCUUCUGGCUUCUUCUCUCCUACCUGUGAACAUGCAGGCGACCGUACGCGCAGUGGUUGGUGGAGACGUGCUCCUGCCCUGCUCCUGCCCCCACCCCCCGCCGGACGAGCACUACCUGGUGUGGCAGAUCGGUCAGCACACCAACGUCAACUACGCCAUUGCCAAGACGCGCACGGAGAACAUCUCCCCCCAGUUCCUCAACCGCACUCGCCUUUUCUACCCUGCCGAUCCGGGAAACUGCUCUCUGCAUCUCCAGCGCGUGCGCGUGUCCGAUGGGAAGACAUACUCCUGCCACUACAAUAACCCUAAAAUCACCAACGUCACCGUCUCUCUGGAAGUCACUGCACCCUACAGCCUGCAGUGCUCUACGAACAGCACUGGAGAGCUCUACCAGUGCACUGCCAGUGGGGGAUUCCCUGAGGGGAGGGUCUACUGGCUGCAGGCAGGCCAGGCUGUGGAGAAGUACACCCAGGACCACCUCACUGGCCUCUAUAACAUCACCAGCAUCCUGAGGACCACUAACCACUCCUCCACAGUGCAGUGUGUGCUGGAGAAUCCACCACUGCAGCACAACAUCACAAUCACCUGCUCACCGGAAGGUGUGAAAGCGCCCCGUGUGAGUGAGGAGCUGAAAGCCUCGCUGGCCGUGGGGUCUGUUCUCCUCAUUCUGGCUGCUGUGUUCCUCAUCGUCCUCUUCACCGCAUGGAAGCCAUGUCCCAGCUCAAAGGUUUCUGGCCCGUACGAGCGUGCAUCGUCGGCCGAAGGCGGGACUUGCGGAUCGCGGUUGAACGAAUCACAGUCCGGAUGAUUGACAGGCUGUUUCCAUGGCAACAGCACAAGGUCACAGCGGAAGGGGCGGACCUCGGUUGAGCGGAGUGGGCGGGGCCGACCUGUUGCCGGGCGCUGGGCCGCCACAGCACAGACGCACACGCCCUGUCUGUCACAUGCAUGCAUUAGCCAUGUGUGUGCAAGUGUAUGUAUUUAUAAUACAUUAUACAGAACUUUCUCCCCAUGGGAUCUGCACUGUAUUACCUCUGUCUUAUAUCUCCUGUCUGCGGUAUGAACCUGUUUGAAAGUAUGUGUGUAGCUAAAUGACCCACUGAGGUGAAUUUCCUGCUUUUCACAUACAUGACAGUCAAGCUGUAACUCCAAAGAAUGAAAAGUCAUUGUCUGAUUCAGAAAUGCAUUUCACAGAGUAUAAAAUAAGUGAAUCGCUCAAAAAUAUGUCUAUUUAUGGAAAUAAGCAGAUUGCGGCUUGAUAGCUACACAAUUUACAAUAAAGGUACAUGAAUUGGCAUGAACUUAUGUAGUUGUUAACAUGAAUUAAUGAUGUACAAAUACUGAAGAAACCUGAACAUGAUAACUUCUCAGUAGCUGGUGAAUGACUGCAGUAGUUCAUGCCUUGUUGUAGUAUUACCAGAAAAACAUGUUUACUUCUUAAGUUUCAGUUUCCUGUGGAGUUGUGCUUCUGCACACGUAUAGGUCCCAGAGCUAUGCUUCAUCCUCACCAAAUAUUCCACUGGACCACCCUGUAUUUUCACUAAUAAUUAAACCAUAAUUAUUUGAAUGCCAUUGUAGUUUUUUAGUCCUGAUGAAUUAAACUGACAGGGAGGCAGUGAUUGGCUGAAAGUCACUGUUAAAAUCGGGCAACAUGAUUGGCUGACCCAGUGGAAUGCUUUUGGGGAAGUUGAAAAGGGAAGUUAAAUCAACCGUAGCAAAAUGUGUCCCGGAGUGAAUAUCCACGGCAUGUUUAGAUUGUGAUAAGGUUAUAAUCCGAAACUAGCAUCUGACUACUGACCGAACAUAAAAAAACAUUGAAACAUUCAAAAACGAAACGUCCAAUUUUCAGGUGUUUAGCAAAGCUGAAUACUCACUACUGUUUAAGGGGUCAAUGUUUUGUGUAGUUAAUAUGUUUUUCUGACCAAUGAUCAUUGUGCAUUGCGGGCCUUGGUAUUUCUGUUCUUAAUCUUAUAUACAGUAGUGUGCAAAAGUCUAAGGGACCUGUAUAACAUUCUGUACAGAUAAGAUAAAAAAUAAAUCAAUGAAAGGUCUUAAAUGAACAUACUAUACAUUUUACAUAACAUUUUAGUAAUUUGGCAAAAUAGUUAAAAACUGAAUCAAAUCAAUAUUUUUUGUGACCACCCUUCGGCAUUAAAACUGCAUCACUUCUCUGAGAUAUAGAACUGCAGGACAGCGUUGGCUAAGACAAUCAGCAGGGAGGUUGUUCCCAGCAUGUUGGAGAACUUGCCACAGUUCUUCUGCAGACUUUGGUUGGCUCCUUGCUUCUGAUCUCAGACAGCCUUGAUCAAGUUUUUAUGUAAAAAGUCAAA
Messenger RNA from Conger conger (European conger), 2668 nucleotides. Its product is annotated as CD276 antigen-like. The transcript has 7 exons. The record is from RefSeq and is a predicted model, not a curated record. Gene Ontology annotation, biological process: cell surface receptor signaling pathway; negative regulation of T cell proliferation; cellular response to lipopolysaccharide. The coding region runs from base 295 to 1146 and encodes 283 amino acids. NCBI's taxonomy places the organism in Eukaryota, Metazoa, Chordata, Actinopteri, Anguilliformes, Congridae. Gene Ontology annotation, cellular component: external side of plasma membrane.